Molecule: messenger RNA, 2604 nt
Organism: Synchiropus splendidus (mandarinfish)
Lineage: Eukaryota; Metazoa; Chordata; Actinopteri; Syngnathiformes; Callionymidae
Gene: col10a1a
Product: collagen, type X, alpha 1a
Exons: 3
Coding region: 71-2050 (659 amino acids)
Molecular function (GO): protein binding
Source: RefSeq, a predicted model, not a curated record
GCUCCUACCAUUCGGAUAUACAGGAGCACCGGGAGUAGACCGGUGCUGAGGAGAUUGUUUCCCCCCGUUGAUGCUGGUUGGAAGUCGGAAGAUGGACAUUCGCGUGGCGAGCAUCCUCCUCCUCAUGGUGGCCAUGACAGCCGCCCAUGGGGAGCGGUACGUGGUGAAGAAGAUGGUGAAGGCCGCCCCACAGUACCAGCCCUACUCUGUGAAGAGCCAGGUGGUGGCGGGUGAACCUGGCCCUCAAGGUGAGCCUGGGCCAGAAGGUCCCGCAGGCCCUCCUGGGCCCCCCGGUGAGAGUGCUGAAGGUCUGCCUGGACCCCAAGGACCUCCUGGACCUCCAGGAGCACCUGGACGCUCUAUUGCUGGCAAACCUGGCUCCCCUGGUGGACCCGGAAAACCUGGUGCCCACGGACAACCAGGUGAGAAGGGAGACACUGGAUCUCCUGGAUCUCAAGGACCAAGAGGAGCUCCUGGAUCACCUGGAACCCCUGGACCUGCUGGCCUCUCUGCUACCGGCAAGCCUGGACCAUCUGGCCUUCCUGGUGCGAUGGGACCAAGGGGAGAGCCUGGUUUGAAAGGACAUCCUGGUAUUCCUGGUAUGCCAGGUGCUAAGGGAGAUAGAGGGGUGGGAAUUCCUGGACCACAGGGUGAGACUGGAGCAGAGGGACCUAUGGGACCACCAGGACCACAGGGUGAGGCUGGAGUUGGAAAGCCAGGAAAAGCAGGUGCUCCAGGUGAGCCAGGAAAGUCAGGUUCCCCAGGUAGAGAUGGCGCACCUGGUCCAAUGGGACCACAGGGACCCAAAGGCCACACUGGUGCCCCAGGUGUAGGUAUUCCAGGCAAGCCCGGUGAGAACGGCGCCCCAGGUAUGCCAGGACCAGCUGGUCCUAAGGGCCACCAGGGACCAGCUGGUGCCACCGGAGCCCCCGGAGUUCCUGGAUACGGAAAGCCUGGCGCAAAUGGAGAGAAGGGAGAGAGGGGAGCAACAGGUAGCACAGGUGCAACAGGCCCAAAGGGUGAGCAGGGUCCUACAGGAUACACUGGUGCCACUGGUGCCACUGGACCCACUGGUCCAGCUGGACCUCAGGGAGCACGUGGUUUCCCUGGUGAGCCUGGUGCUGUUGGCGCUAAGGGUGACACAGGUUCAUCUGGACCCCAAGGACCAAAGGGACACAAGGGAGAUCAGGGAGCACAGGGAUUCCAAGGUAAACAGGGUUAUCCAGGAGCUGCAGGUCCUCCUGGACCCAGAGGAGCCACUGGCGCAACUGGUGACAAAGGCCACAUGGGUGCACCAGGUACCCCUGGAGCUCCAGGUAUCCCAGGCCCCGCUGGACCCAAAGGUCAUCCAGGUCGUGCUGGUGAGCCUGGUUCCUCAGGUGCUGAUGGUGCCCCAGGUGCAAGAGGACCAGCUGGUCCUCAAGGCCCCGCUGGCGCCCCUGGCCUUAAAGGACAUCCAGGUCUUCCUGGAGCUCCUGGACCUUCUGGUCUGGCUGCUAAGGGUAUUCCCGGACCCCAGGGUCCUCCUGGCCUUCCUGGUGAGCCUGGUGCCGAUGGUGCUGAAGGACCAGUGGGUCCUCCUGGUCCCCCCGGCCCCCCUGGUGAGGUUGUCUUUGAGAAGGGCAUGGGAAUGGGCGAGGUCAUGGUCAAGUCCCCCAUGUCUGCUUUUACUGCCUCUCUGGCCACUCCCUACCCCGCUGCUGGCACUCCCAUCAGGUUCGAUCAGAUUGUGUACAACGCUGAGAACCACUACGACCCCGAGACCGGCAUCUUCACCUGCCAGAUUCCUGGAGUCUACUACUUCUCCUACAGUAUCCACGUGAACGGCGCUCACGCUCUGGUGGCUCUGUACAAGAACGGCCAGCCUGUCAUGUUCACCUACGAUGAGUACAACAAGGGCUUCCUGGACCAGAUGUCUGGCAGCGCCGUCCUCCUGCUCGACGAGCACGACACCGUCUACGUCCAGAUCCCUGACGAGGAAGCAAAUGGCGUCUUCGCUGCUGAGAGUGUCCACUGCUCCUUCUCUGGGUUCCUCAUCGCUUCAACGUGAUACGUUGACUCAGUAGUUGCCAAAAAAACCAACCAACUAAAUUUGCCGUCUAUUUCUUACUCCAGAAUAAAACUUCCUGUUCCAUUUCCCUCCAGAGAAUCAGCAGGCAGUUCUCUUCUCUGAGAAAUAGCAGCAUCUUGACUUGAAUCCUACAAGAACCAGGUGCUGAGAAGAAGGAAAUCUAAUUUAUGAAAACAGGCGAUCAGGGAUGGGGAACGCAAUUCACAAUAUUACCAGUGAGCUCUUUGAAACAGACAACAUGUGAAACUGAGGUGUUACAUCUGUUUGCGUCUUGACUUUGACUUUCCGACUCUUUUCUUCAACUGGUGAUUCUUCAUUUUGUGUUUGUCUGUUUUUGUUUGUUUUGUACAACAUUGUUUUUGUUUGGGUGGCCUAAACACGGAUUCAAAGAACUCCAAUGCUUUCUGUGCAACAUGUUGGAACUGUCGUCCUUGUAUGUGACUUGAAUAUUGUGAAAGUGUAAUAGUCAAAUUGACUGUUGAACAACCUGCAAACACAAAUAUCCCUGACAUGACUUUAAUAAAUGAUGUCUU